AUGGCCAUUCCAUCAACCCAAAUCGCAGCUGCUAUCCCAUCCUCGGGGACAGACGGGUCUUUGAAUGUCCAAAUUAGCAAGACACAUUCUGUUCCCACCCCGGGGACGGCGAGCAUCCGGGGUGACACACCUAUGCUGACUGACGUCGCUGGCCAUGAAGGAGUAGGGAAGGUUGUUGCAGUCGGGCCAGGUCUGGAUGAGAAAGAGUGGAUCAGCCAAAGGGUUGGUAUUAGAUGGCUGUACAGCUCUUGUCUGGAGUGUGAGAUCUGUGCCAUUAACCAUACCUCAUGCCCCUAUCAAAAGAAUGCGGGCGCGAAUGUUCCGGGGACUUUUCAGCAAUAUCUUGUUAGUCCGGCCAUCCAUGCCACCAAGAUUCCGCCUGGGCUAUCUCCAGAUACGGCCGCCCCUCUUCUCUGCGCUGGGAUCGCGAUGUACUCGUCGAUUAAGAAGACGAAGGCACGUCCGGGUGACUGGAUCGUGAUCUUGGGUGCAGGAGGGGGCUUAGGACAUAUGGGUGUCCAAAUCGCCGCUAAGAAAGGGUUGAGGGUCCUUGCUGUCGAUAAGGGAAGCAAGAAAGAACAGCUAUGCCUAGAUCUAGGAGCUACAAAGUUCUUAGACUUCUCCGAAGUUGACAUUGUUGAAGCUGUCAAGGCUUCUACGUCCGGACUCGGUGCGCAUGCGGUCAUUUGUACUGCCAAUGGAGAACGAGCCUACGAGCAGAGUAUGCAGAUGCUGCGUCGUCUCGGAACACUUGUCUGCGUGGGCAUCCCGAAUGUUCCGUUUCGCCUACCUGUCACUCCGUUCGACAUGAUUGUCAAAGGUCUUACUAUUGUUGGAAACUCUGCUGGUAGCGCGAAGGAGAUGGAAGAGCUCAUGGAAAUGGCAGUGGCUGGUGACGUCAAGGCACACGUUGAGAUUUUUGAUCUUGCUGAUAUCCGCAAUGUCUUAAACCUCCUAGAGCAUUCGGAGAUUGAGGGGAGGGCAGUCUUGAAGAUCCCUGAGUGA
This is a messenger RNA of Penicillium canariense, 1005 nucleotides long. Its product is annotated as zinc-dependent alcohol dehydrogenase. The transcript has 10 exons. The coding region runs from base 1 to 1005 and encodes 334 amino acids. Gene Ontology annotation, molecular function: oxidoreductase activity. NCBI's taxonomy places the organism in Eukaryota, Fungi, Ascomycota, Eurotiomycetes, Eurotiales, Aspergillaceae. The record is from RefSeq and is a predicted model, not a curated record.